AACAACACACAGUUUCGUCAAGGAAAUUUGGGCCGGGUGGAAUUGGUUUACAUUGCGUGGUAGAAGUUCCCACAGCGAAUGUUAUAAAAAGGUGCGAGAGACCGACUAGGAUCAGAACCGAUCCCUGGCUUUUUGUGAGACACCAAAGAAUACCUCUCCACUCUCAAGAUGGCAUCAGCUCGUCUCCUUUGCAACCUCCUGUUCGGCCUCCUCAUCAUUCAAACAUGUUCUGCUGCCGCAAUCCAAAUUGUACGCAGCGCUUCUUACUCCAGCUACUACCCAUCAUCUGGUUCAAGUUCCUCGGGCUAUAGUUCCUACUCCUACUAUGUAGAAGAGAAGAACUUCGAAGAAUCUUACUCCAGCUACUCAUCUGGUUCAAGUGGGUCUGGUUCCUCGGGCUAUAGUUCCUACUCCUACUAUGUAGAAGAGAAGAGCGAAGGAUCUUACUCCAGCUACUACCCAUCAUCUGGUUCAAGUGGGUCUGGUUCCUCGGGCUAUAGUUCCUACUCCGACUAUGAAGAAGAGAAGAGCGAAGAAUCUUACUCCAGCUACUACCCAUCAUCUGGUUCAAGUGGGUCUGGUUCCUCGGGCUAUAGUUCCUACUCCGACUAUGAAGAAGAGAAGAGCGAAGAAUCUUACUCCAGCUACUACCCAUCAUCUGGUUCAAGUGGGUCUGGUUCCUCGGGCUAUAGUUCCUACUCCGACUAUGAAGAAGAGAAGAGCGAAGAAUCUUACUCCAGCUACUACCCAUCAUCUGGUUUAAGUGGGUCUGGUUCCUCUAGCUCUGGUUCCUACUCCGACUAUGAAGAAGAGAAGGGCGAAGAAUCUUCCUCGGGCUAUAGUUCCUACUCCGACUAUGAAGAAGAGAAGAGCGAAGAAUCUUCCUCGGGCUAUAGUUCCUACUCCGACUAUGAAGAAGAGAAGAGCGAAGAAUCUUACUCGGGCUAUAGUUCAUACUCCGAUUAUGAAGAAGAGAAGAGCGAAGAAUCUUACUCCAGCUACUACCCAUCAUCUGGUUCAAGUGGGUCUGGUUCCUCUAGCUCUGGUUCCUACUCCGACUAUGAAGAAGAGAAGAGCGAAGAAUCUUCCUCGGGCUAUAGUUCCUACUCCGACUAUGAAGAAGAGAAGAGCGAAGAAUCUUACUCGGGCUAUAGUUCCUACUCCGACUAUGAAGAAGAGAAGAGCGAAGAAUCUUACUCCAGCUACUACCCAUCAUCUGGUUCAAGUGGGUCUGGUUCCUCUAGCUCUGGUUCCUACUCUGACUAUGAAGAAGAGAAGAGCGAAGAAUCUUCCUCGGGCUAUAGUUCCUACUCCGACUAUGAGGAAGAGAAGAGCGAAGAAUCUUACUCCAGCUACCACCCAUCAUCUGGUUCAAGUGGGUCUGGUUCCUCGGGCUAUAGUUCCUACUCCGACUAUGAAGAAGAAAAGAGCGAAGAAUCUUACUCCAGCUACUACCUAUCAUCUGGUUCAAGUGGAUCUGGUUCAUAUAGCUCUGGUUCUUACUCCGACUAUGAAGAAGAGAAGAGCGAAGAAUCUUACUCCAGCUACUCAUCUGGUUCAAGUGGGUCUGGUUCCUCUAGCUCUGGCUCAUACUCCGACUAUGAAGAAGAGAAGAGAGGAGAAUCUUACUCCAGCUACUCGUCUGGUUCAAGUGGGUCUGGUUCCUCAAGCUCUGGUUCCUACUCCGACUAUGUGUAAGAGAGGGCCGUAUCAUCUUACUCCGACUCCUCAAGCUAACCAUAAUUCAAAAAGUUAACAGUGGAAAUCAAUCUCAUACACAGUUUCUUUUAAAUUGAAUUAUUGACAAUUUAAUUUGAGAUUAAUUACGACGUAAUAUUGGUAAAAACAUUUACAUCUUCGUCCUGCAUAGAAAUCAAUGUAAGACAGCGGCUCAGGUAGUAAUUACUUGUAUCUGAAUAGAGAAUAGACUCCUUGCAUGUAGGCUCUGGUAGCCCCAAGAAGAUGAUCAUAUUAGAGCAAGUUGCUAUGAGGGACGACCGAAAGUACACAUUGAGUGACGUCACGGCGUCUCAGGUCUAUUGCUAUUUUAAGGUGACCUGUUUACAGGUAACGGACAACAUUUGCAAAAACAACACUACUGAAGCAGGUUCUUAAAAUAGAAUUAACCUCUUGAAAUUUCAGAAAUAGGCCUGGAUAUGCUUUUUGAGAAACUGGGAAAAUGCAUCUUCAUUUUUCUGGACGCAAAACAUGGGUUUCCGUUGCGAGUCGAGUGCGUGCGAUGAUUCGGUCCGAACCAUCGCAAGGAAAUGAUGGUUAAUUCCGUUGUUUUUUCUCGAAAACGAGAAUAUACGAGGCGCAACUAUUUCACAGGAUGCGCGAUCCUAUUAGACACUUACAAUCAAGUAGGAUAUUUCAUGAUGAUUUCGACAGUUUUAUUUUUUGAAUUGAUUAUUUGCAAAUAGCGUCCAUUGUCUCUAUUGUUUAGAGGGAAAAGUACAAUGCAUGGCUACCCUAAUUUCGGCCAAGGCAGUAACCCACGGAAGACAGAUUUUACGGAGCGAUUUUUCCGGCAUCAUUGUCGUCGUAAGCAAAUCUACAAAGUACCGGUACAAUAGUUGUCUUCUAGAAACUGAAAAAUCGUCGGUCGUGCGAUUAUUUGUUCACUUCAAAUGGCAACUUAAUAGUUGUUUAUAGUCUCGCUCGCUAAUUGUUUUAGAUUCUUUAUAGAAAUUCUUGUGAAUUAUUCAACGAGUUUUCAAUAAAUUUAAGUUCACGCAAGAGAAAAUGUU
This is a messenger RNA of Patiria miniata (bat star), 2750 nucleotides long. RefSeq names its product sericin 1-like. Lineage: Eukaryota; Metazoa; Echinodermata; Asteroidea; Valvatida; Asterinidae. The transcript is spliced from 2 exons. Bases 169 to 1698 code for a protein of 509 amino acids. The record is from RefSeq and is a predicted model, not a curated record.